Pseudoliparis swirei is the source of this 1912-nucleotide messenger RNA. Its product is annotated as transcription factor Sox-9-A-like. Gene Ontology annotation, molecular function: DNA-binding transcription factor activity, RNA polymerase II-specific; RNA polymerase II cis-regulatory region sequence-specific DNA binding. Gene Ontology annotation, cellular component: nucleus. Gene Ontology annotation, biological process: heart development; negative regulation of transcription by RNA polymerase II; chondrocyte differentiation. The transcript has 3 exons. NCBI's taxonomy places the organism in Eukaryota, Metazoa, Chordata, Actinopteri, Perciformes, Liparidae. The record is from RefSeq and is a predicted model, not a curated record. The coding region runs from base 341 to 1813 and encodes 490 amino acids.
ACCGGAGAGGAGCACUUUACCGUUUCAUCAGUCAACUCGAAACCAGCUGGCUUGUUCUUUUUUUUUCCAUUUUGCCCUUUUUUCUUCUUCUUCCUUUUCAAGUGCGGACAUCGCAAGACACACAGCGCGCGCUCACCCUCGGGGGAGAGAGACGGCCGUGCGUAAAGACCACCGCGCGCUCCAAAUCGGUUUUACGCACCGGAGCGGAAGAGAAUCGUUUUCUCAGAUAAACUCUGGCACGCUGAAGUCCAUCUAGAGACGCGUUCCCUCUCUCGAGAAAGCCUCCCCAAAAAAACCUCCUUCGUUUCACGCGUAAUUUGGCACGGCGCCGUGCGUCUGUAUGAAUCUCCUCGACCCGUACCUGAAGAUGACGGAGGAACCAGACAAGUGCCUCUCCGAAGCCCCGAGCCCGAGCAUGUCCGAGGACUCCGCGGGCUCCCCGUGCCCGUCCGGCUCGGGCUCCGACACCGAGAACACGCGGCCGUCGGAGAACGGUCUGCUCGGCGUGGACGUAGAGUUCAAGAAGGAGGACGACGACAAGUUCCCCGCGUGCAUCCGCGAGGCUGUGUCCCAGGUGCUCAAGGGCUACGACUGGACCCUGGUGCCCAUGCCGGUGCGCGUAAACGGAUCCUCUAAGAACAAGCCGCACGUGAAGCGGCCGAUGAACGCGUUCAUGGUGUGGGCGCAGGCGGCGCGCCGGAAGCUGGCGGACCAGUACCCCCACCUGCACAACGCGGAGCUCAGCAAGACGCUGGGGAAGCUGUGGAGACUUCUCAACGAAGGGGAGAAGCGGCCCUUCGUGCAGGAGGCGGAGCGGCUCCGCGUGCAGCACAAGAAGGACCACCCGGACUACAAGUACCAGCCGCGGCGGAGGAAGUCGGUGAAGAACGGCCAGAGCGAGUCGGAGGCCGGCGGCGAGCAGACGCGCAUCUCCCCCACCGCCAUCUUCAAGGCGCUGCAGCAGGCCGACUCCCCGGCCUCCAGCCUGGGGGAGGUGCACUCCCCCAGCGAGCACCCAGGCUCCCAGGGGCCCCCGACCCCUCCCACCACCCCGAAGACCGAGGCCAUCUCGGUCAAGACGGACCUCAAGCGCGAGGCCGGCGUCCGCUCCGCCGCGCCCGACGGCCCCGCCGGCGCCGGCCGCCAGCUCAACAUCGACUUCCGCGACGUGGACAUCGGCGAGCUGAGCAGCGACGUCAUCUCCCACAUCGAGACCUUCGACGUCAACGAGUUCGACCAGUACCUGCCGCCCAACGGCCACCCGGGCUCCGCCGCGCCCGUCUCCUACACCGGCAGCUACAGCAUCGGCGGCGGCGGCGGCGGCCCAGUGAGCCCUCAGGCGGGCGCCGGCGCCGCCUGGCUGGCGAAGAGCCAGAGCCAGCAGCACGGUCUGGCCCCUCUCGGGGCCUCGGAGGCGGCGCACAGGACCCAGAUCAAGACGGAGCAGCUGAGCCCGCGGCACUACGGCGAAGAGCAGGACUCCCCGCAGCACGCCGCCUACAGCAGCCCCUUCAACCUGCAGCACUACAGCCCGCCGCCGCCGCCGGCCGCCUCCUACCCGACCGCCGCCGCCUCCCGGGCGCAGCAGUACGACUACUCCGACCACCAGGGCGGAGGCUCCUACUACAGCCACGCCGUGGGGGCGGGGCCGGGCUCGGGGGGGCUGUACUCGACAUUCAGCUACAUGAGCAGCCCCAGCCAGCGGCCCAUGUACACGCCCAUCGCCGACAACGCCGGGGUGCCCUCCGUCCCUCAGAGCAGCCCGCAGCACUGGGAGCCGGCCCCCGUCUACACCCAGCUCACCAGGCCGUGAGGGGCCACACACACACACACGCUGACAUACAGGACACUUUACUGCAGGAGAGCUCCGCCUCCUCCGGGUCGGCUCCCCGACUCAGACACUUGAAGAAGA